This is a messenger RNA of Fusarium odoratissimum NRRL 54006, 1110 nucleotides long. RefSeq lists its product as uncharacterized. The transcript is spliced from 4 exons. Gene Ontology annotation, molecular function: 6-phosphogluconolactonase activity; protein binding. The record is from RefSeq and is a predicted model, not a curated record. The coding region runs from base 1 to 1110 and encodes 369 amino acids. NCBI's taxonomy places the organism in Eukaryota, Fungi, Ascomycota, Sordariomycetes, Hypocreales, Nectriaceae.
AUGUUGCCAAGAAUUCUAUUCCCGCUUCUCGCCGCCUCGGCUGUUGCUGAAGUACAUUACCUGUUUUCUGGCUUCUUUUCUGGAUCUACAAUUGCCGGCAUUGAGUUCGAUGAUGAAGCCCAUUCCUUGAGCUUGGUGAAGAACAUCUCCUCCGCAUCCGAUGACGGGUCGAAGUGGAUAGCACUCGAUGCGCGCAAGCAAAAUUUAUACGUUGGCACCACUGGUUACUUCCAAAGCUACAAGGUAACAAAGAAUCUGGGGUUGACCUAUAAGAGCAACGUCAGCUUAUCCUCGGAUUGCAAAAACGCAAACUUCAUCACCGCAUCAUCCAAGUCUCCCUUCGCAGUAUUCGGCACACCCUACGGAGGCGGUUGUCCAACAAUCGCCAUAUCCGUCGAUAAGACUGGCACUCUCCAGAAGAGCUUCGCAAAUGCGACUUACAACACUAAAGGCGGUGUUCACGGAACCGCGCUGAGCCCCAAGAAUGACUUCCUGUACUCUGCCGAUGACAUGGGAAAUGCAGUCUGGGUUCACUCUUACGAUCGCGAAAGCGGCAAAGUUGAAGAGGUGCAGUAUCUUGCUGCCGAGGAAGGAUCUAAUCCAAGACACUUGAUGGUGCAUCCCAAUGGUAAAUGGGUGUAUGUCGUUUACGAGGAGGCGAAUUCCGUUGCGGCAUAUAAGCGGAAUGCGAAGUCGGGAAAACUCGAGUUUCGCAACGAGACAUACAGUCUGCUUCCUUCCGGAUUCACCAACUCUUCUUCUUAUUGGGCUGACGAGGUACUGCUUUCUACGCCUGGCGAAGGAUCAUCCCCCAAAUACCUGCUUGCUGCCACGAGGUCUCGUAAGACUGGAGUUCCUGGAUAUGUCUCUGCAUUCAGUCUUGAUGCCAAGACUGGAGGAAUCAAAGAGCAGCUGUUCCUGCAAGAAACCACUAACAGCGGAGGAUCUGCAAAUGCUGUAUCGCCGGCUCCAUUCAGUGAGGAUUUCUUUGCAAUCACUGAUAGUGGUUCGAACUUUAUUGAAGUUUGGAAGAUCAACGAAAAGAGCGCGUCGGCAGUUGCUCACCUUGAUCUUGAGAAUGGGCCGGCUAACGCUGUAUGGUAUAAUUAA